CCCAGAGCCCUGAGAGAGGAUGGGCCCACGCUCCUCUUCUCUACAGAACAGGCAGUAUUCGUGUGCAGAGUGGUUCCCGCUGCUCUUGGAGGUGCCGGUGCCAUGGUGCUCCUGUCCCUAUGCUUGUGUCUCAUCUUCUUUUGCAUAGUGAAAUUCCACAAGAAGCAAACAGGUGGGAGACAAAAGGUCAUGAAUGAUGAAGACCCUGUCAUGGGUACAGUCACUUGGGUGCGUGAUGGUUCCCAGCAAAAUCCACAGCCAGACAGGCCCCCAGGCCAAGCAUCACCCAUGGAGGAUUCUUCUCCAUUGGGAGAGGAGCAGGAUAGCCAGUAUGCCAACCUCAGUUUUCAGAGGGGGAACCUGUGUGAGGGUCAGGACAAGGAGGACACCAGCACCUGCGUGUACUCAGAGAUCAAGAAGACCAGCGAAUGAGAACUCUCUCAGAGAUUAGGCCUGACCAGAAACAUUACAGCCUCUCUGAGGGAAAGAAGUUGGGGACUAGUUGGUGAAGCAUAAGGCAACCUCGUGCAACAUUAGCAUGAAUGCUCUGACAGUGGUAAGAGCAUCUGCAGGCAGAGCAGAAAGAAGGUGAUGGGAUUGGAGAGACUUGGGCUCAAGUGCAGACUUCAGCACUUCCUACGGCAUUGUCUUCAAGUGAUUUACUUCAUUUCUCGGUCCUCAGUUUCUCAUUCUGUACAGUAGAGAUCAUGCAUGCUACUCAAAGGCAGCUGUGAGCAUUAAAGAAAUCAUAAGCAACAGAG
Messenger RNA from Phyllostomus hastatus (greater spear-nosed bat), 761 nucleotides. RefSeq names its product sialic acid-binding Ig-like lectin 5. Lineage: Eukaryota; Metazoa; Chordata; Mammalia; Chiroptera; Phyllostomidae. The coding region runs from base 103 to 432 and encodes 109 amino acids. The transcript has 3 exons. The record is from RefSeq and is a predicted model, not a curated record.